CUUCGACGACAGCAACGGCUUCGGCGCGAGUACCUGGUGCGAAAGUCUCACGAAGAGCAGAAGAGGAUAAUCACCGAGAAGAAGCAGACGCUGAAGAAGGCUCUAGAUGAACGCAAGCAAAUUCCCAGCAACCUGCGGAAGGUAGCCCUCGACCUGCAGCACACCCUGGACUGGGACGACCUCGCCUCGGAGCAGGUCACCUCCCACCAGGACGACGAGUACCGGUGGGCGGGCGUCGAGGAUCCGAAGGUGGUGGUGACCACCNCACAUUGUUUACACACAAAACUCUAACGCGCUUCUAUUUCGAAAUUCGAGGAAUUCAAACUGGUCAUCCCCAACUCGCAGCGCAUCAACCGCGGCAACUACCAGCUGAAGCAGCUGGUGGAGAGCUGCCGCGCCAACGCCGUCACCGACUUUGUCGUCCUCCACGAGACCCGAGGCGAACCAGAUGGCCUGGUGAUCUGCCACCUCCCUUUUGGCCCUACCGCCUACUUUCAGCUGCUGAACACCGUCAUGCGGCACGACAUUCCCGAAGUGGGCACCAUGUCGGAGGCCUACCCGCAUCUGGUGCUGCACAACCUCACUAGCAAGCUGGGCACCCGA
Molecule: messenger RNA, 603 nt
Organism: Rhagoletis zephyria (snowberry fruit fly)
Lineage: Eukaryota; Metazoa; Arthropoda; Insecta; Diptera; Tephritidae
Product: U3 small nucleolar ribonucleoprotein protein IMP4-like
Biological process (GO): rRNA processing
Cellular component (GO): nucleolus; Mpp10 complex; small-subunit processome
Molecular function (GO): snoRNA binding; rRNA primary transcript binding
Source: RefSeq, a predicted model, not a curated record